This is a messenger RNA of Papaver somniferum (opium poppy), 3792 nucleotides long. RefSeq names its product WD repeat-containing protein 44-like. The coding region runs from base 265 to 2409 and encodes 714 amino acids. The record is from RefSeq and is a predicted model, not a curated record. The transcript is spliced from 8 exons. Gene Ontology annotation, molecular function: protein binding. Lineage: Eukaryota; Viridiplantae; Streptophyta; Magnoliopsida; Ranunculales; Papaveraceae.
GAGAUUAGAAUACGCAAUGCGUAUAAAACACUCCGCUCCUCCCAAAAAUUUAGUUUCUCGAGCCAUUCAUUCAUUCAAUUAAAUCCUUAAUUAAUCAAAUCUCUUGAUUGUUUAAUCCUUAAUUAUCAUUAUUAAUAAUCUGAUUUUGUUCUUCAUCUCCUCUGAUUCUGUUGAUGAAAAUGGAUAGAGAAUCCAUGGAGAAAUGGGUUUAUUAAAAACAGAGCAUCUUCAAGAACAACCCUCAGGUUUUGAUCAGAAAAUUUGAUGGAGAGUUGGAAGAGUGAAGAAUUGGAAGAAGAAGAAGAAGAUAGUUUCUUUGAUAGCCGUGAAGAUAUAACCUCAAUAUCUGAUUCAGGUUCUGAAAAAUUUGAUCUUGUUUCAAAUACUAGUCCAUUGAUUGAAAAUUGGGUAUCAGAUGGUGGUUCUAGGUAUGAAAUUUGGAUUGAAAACCCCGGUAGUGUAAACGAACGUCGUCAUAAGUUUCAUAAAUGGAUGGGUUUAGGAGGUUCAGAUGAGCUUAAUUGUAUUGAUAGUGGCAGAAUCACCGGAGGAGAUGCCGGGGCAGUGCUCCGGAGUACUGGGUUUGAGUCUAGUCGGUCGUCGUGGUCUUUCUGGUCAAAUGAGGCUAGAGAAGAGGAGAAUUUUGUGUGUAGAGUUAGGAAUUUGGAAGAUGGGACGGAGUAUGUCGUCGAUAAAUUGAGUCAAGAAGAUGGCGUCGUGUCUCUUGUGCGCGAAACGGAUGCUGCUGUUGAGAGGCGUCCGGUGGAAAGGAGGAAGAGAGUGAAGAAGAGUUGGUUGAGGAAAUUGUGUCAUCUGGUUGGUGUUUUUGCUAGGCGGAAGAGAGGUGCGAAAGUGAAGUUGCCGGAUUCUGAUGCAGCUCCGGGGUCAAAAGUCAAGAGAGUGAGGGUACGGCCACUUAAGAAGCGGUCCAAGGAAAUGUCAGCUUUGUAUAUGGGACAAGAGAUUCAUGCGCAUAAAGGGUCUAUAUUGACUAUGAAGUUUAGCCCGGACGGAUUGUACUUGGCUAGUGCAGGUGAAGAUGGGAUUGUUCGUGUGUGGGAGUUAGUUGAGAGUGAAAGACCGAUUGAAAGCGAGAUUCCGGAUAUUGAUCCUUCUUGUGUGUACUUCAAAGUGAAUCAUUUUUCUGAAUUGGCGCCGCUGUUUGCUGCUAAGGAGAAGAGUGGUAUGUUUAAAAGCAUGAGAAUUUCAUCACAUUCGGCUUGUGUUGUUUUUCCACCAAAAGUUAUAAGGAUCUCGGACAAACCACUUCACGAAUUUCAUGGGCAUAACAGUGAGGUUUUGGAUUUGUCGUGGUCGAAUAAUAAGCAUCUUCUGUCAUCAUCUGUUGAUAAUACUGUUCGCCUGUGGCAAGUGGGGCAAGACCAAUGCCUUAAGAUCUUCUCUCAUAAUAAUUACGUAACAAGCGUUCACUUCAAUCCCGUGAAUGAUGAUUUUUUCAUCAGCGGUUCAAUUGAUGGAAAGGUUCGGAUCUGGACAAUCUCUGGUUCUCAAGUUGUUGAUUGGACUGACAUUAAGGAAAUUGUCACGGCUGUUAGUUAUCGCCCUGAUGGACAGGUAGGAAUUGUUGGUACAAUGACCGGAAAUUGCCACUUCUAUAAUAUAUCAGAUAACCAUCUGCAACUGGAUAAUAACAUAUGCUUAAUGGGUAAAAAGAAGUUCCCUGGGAAUCGGAUUACUGGAUUUCAGUUUUCUCCAAGUGAUGCCAGAAAUCUAAUGGUCACUUCGGCUGAUUCACAAAUCAGGAUUCUAGAUGGUCUGAAAGUCAUAAGCAAAUACAAAGGGAUUCGGAAUUCAGGAACCCAGCUAUCUGCAUCAUUUACAUUAGAUGGGAAACACAUUAUUUCAGCAAGUGAAGAUUCAAACGUCUACGUGUGGAACCACAGCUGCCAUGACCGGACUUCAAUUUCGCCAGCAAAGAGCAUAUGGUCUUGUGAGCGCUUCUUCUCAAAUAAUGUAUCAGUUGCCCUACCAUGGUGUGGCUGGAAGUCCGAAAAUUCUCCUGUUGCUUCCACGACACCAUUAGCUCGUGUCCCGGAGGACCCACCAGAAAGAAAUCUAGAAGAGAACAGGUCACAAGAAAGCCGCGUGAUUGAGAAAUCUCCUAACACUCUACAAUUAUCUUCGCCUAAUGGUUUCUCUCUAGGCCCUGCGUGUUACUCAGAUACUCCUGUUCCAAAGGGAUCCGCAACUUGGCCUGAAGAAAAGCUCCCACAUUCAAGCUCAAUGUUAGUGGCAUCUGUUCUGUGUAAAUCCCGUUGUAGAUUUUUGAAGAAUUCGUGCAAAAGCACGUUAACUGCACCUCAUGCCUGGUCUUUGAUGAUUGUAACGGCUAGCUGGGACGGAAGGAUUCGAUCAUUCCAGAAUUAUGGAUUACCAGUGCAUGUUUAGAGUUCCACGAGUUUUACUCUGUUUUAGGAGACGAUUUACUGUCUUGGCGGGCCAUUUUUGACUUGUUUCUUUACCGCCUCGGCCGACUGAAGAUGCUGAGGAAAAUCUAUAAUUGGUCUGGUCCACUCCUGAAAGACGGACAGACUGACUGACGGUUGAAGCUGGACCAAGAUUAAGAUAUUGUUGGGUGGACUGAGAAAUUGAAUUUCAGCAGCUACCAUGAUCCUCAUGUCCCACGUCAGGUACACUGCGCAAAUUAUUACUGGUAAGAACAGUAGAAUGGAUGUUUGAUCAUAUUGGGGUCUAGUAUGGGUGGCCCCGUUACAAGUCCUGGAUUCGUUAAAGAUUGUGGAUUGGCGUCGCAGGUGGCAACGUUUCCAUGGAUGCAACAUAAAUUGGCCAUACCAUCAACAAGUGGGCGAUGUACGUUUAUUCUACUGGAUUUCGAAUGUCCUAUCCGGGUAUUAAAUUAUGUAUACUAUUCUUUUAUUGUUUACCGAAAGUAUAUAUAGAUAAACUGGUAUUGUGUACAUGGGUAAGAGGCAUCCGUAGCGAUUUCGCAACCCCUUUUUUUAUGAAAUGAGAGUGGUGGUAGGGAAAGGGGACAUAAACUGGUGAUGGCGAAGGAACGAAAUAUCUAUCUUUCUAUCUAUCUGUUUAUGAAAGUUUAGAAGAUAGAUGGCGGGGAAGAGGAAGAGCUUUCAAGAUGAUAAAUUUGAAUUGGUGGGUGGAUGUGGGUCUGUAAUGUUUUUGUUUAGUUGUUGUUAGGUUAAUACAUAUGGCCUUUCAAAUGGUGUUGACAGGCAGAGCAAUAGGUCCAUCCAUCAUAUAUGUAGAGAGAGUGAUGGAAAGCGAAAGUGCAGAGCAAGCAGCACUGGCCUUGUAUGUGGAGGUUGUUAUGUCAUUUUCAGAUAUGAACAAAGGCCAUGAUGUAGGUUUUCUGUCAAUGAGAAGUUCUCAGUGUCGAUGUUACAUAUGUACGGUUAGAUCUUACGAAAGAAUCGGAUGUUUCAUCUAUGGUCUGUUAGGUACCAGUGGUCCUGGUACAUUGCAGUCAGUUGGGGGUUAUCAUUCCGUUUUCCGGGUGUUUGUCUUCCAUUUCUCGUUGUCGGUAGAACUGUGUGUUAUUGAUGUAAAUACACUCCGAGUUUUCUCAUGUUUGAUUGUGUAAGUUUUUUCAGUUGUUCUCAGAAGACGACCGAUGUGCCAAAAUUUUGUAUCCUCUUUUGACUGUUUUGGACAAGAAAAUUAGGUCAGAUAGGAACAGUAGGCUGAUAAAUGAGUGGUUAGGCAGCAAGGCCAGUGAUGUAUCAGAGCAAUCAAUGUGGGUCUUAACAUCCCAAUCCAAGCAGAUGUAAAGAAAUGCAAUUCAUAUGGGUCAUA